AUGGUGGACAAAUCGCAAUGCCAGACGCACACCCGCACACCCUGGGGUAAACCCGCCCAUCUCUACGACCGCCGCAUUCGAUACCUGUUCAUGGGCAUCCUCUUUGUCACCAUUCUCGCCGCCGUCGUGAAGCAGCCGGAACCUGACCUGUCGAACCUGAUGUCUGCCGACUUUCUGGUGUCAAAGCUGUUUCACGGCGAUAAAGAGAAACAUCCGUAUCACCCGCCUUUUCAGAUCUGUGGGAAUCACCUUCACGACUGUCAGGCGUACUUCAAGCCCAACUUUUGUUGUCCUCCGCUCCAAGUUUGCCACGAGACAAAAUGGUCUCCCUCGGGGAUAUACUGCUGCGCUAUAACAGACGAAUGCAUUGUUUCUGAGGAGCACCCUGCGACAUGUCUGGCCAACACGACGCAGUGCGGACGAGAACUUGGUGGUGGAUGCUGUCCCGAAGGCACUACAUGUUCGCCGGAUGGGUGUCUACAGCAAUUAGACUCAGGAACAGGACUCCUGGACAGCCUGCUGCUGCCAAGAAUGGAGAUGGAUAAAGAGACGGUGUCUGAGACAUUCGACAUUGGACAAGACAGGGCGGAAAGCCACAAGGCGCUCUCGACCGGGUUCAAGUUUGGCGAAGUUGGGAUGGUCAAGCUAAGUACAAGCGAAAUGCUUCAAAUACCGUACAUGGGCAUGAUGUUGUCUGUGGGUAUGGCCUUGUCAUUUGCCGCCUUGUAG
Molecule: messenger RNA, 729 nt
Organism: Fusarium keratoplasticum
Lineage: Eukaryota; Fungi; Ascomycota; Sordariomycetes; Hypocreales; Nectriaceae
Exons: 3
Coding region: 1-729 (242 amino acids)
Source: RefSeq, a predicted model, not a curated record